This is a messenger RNA of Meleagris gallopavo (turkey), 474 nucleotides long. The record is from RefSeq and is a predicted model, not a curated record. NCBI's taxonomy places the organism in Eukaryota, Metazoa, Chordata, Aves, Galliformes, Phasianidae.
UUGCCCAUCCCUCCCAUCUUCCCCCAGGUCCUUUUGCUGGGAGCACUGCCCACAUCAGGCAGUGGAGGCAGCACCAAUGCAGGACGCAACCUGCAUCAUCUGCAUGGAACCCGUGGGUGACAGCAGGUCAUACAGCACCAUUGCGUGCCGAGCCUGCAAACAAGCCUGGUUCCACCGGGUCUGCAUCCAGGAACAGGCCUUGCACUCAGGGAUUUAUCGCUUCCAAUGCCCCCUCUGCAGAGACUGGGUCGGGUUUAUUCCAGAUAUGCUCCUCAUGGGGAUCCGCAUCCCAUUCAGGUUGGUGUCUUUCAGCCAGCUCUUGAGAUGUGAGGGCACAAGAGCUGUGCCUGCCCAGGGGCUGCCCCGGCAGGCCUGGCCCUUUACAGCCAUCAACAUUGGGAAGCUGGAACUGGAGAUAGGGUGGCGGGGGAGGGGUUCCAUGGAUGAGUUUUAGUCCGGGGCACCGGGUGCUCA